AUGUUGGUUCGAGUCCUGCGUACCGGUUCUAAGGUCGACGUGACCCUCGGCGUCGAGACCCUCGUCGGCGUCGUGGCCUUCAUCUACGAGAACUUCGCAUCAGGCUGUUUGUAUCCACCGCUUGUCGGCUGGGACAUUCGGCUGCAAGUCGACGUGACCCUCGGCGUCGAGACCCUCGUCGGCGUCGUGGCCUUCACCUACGAGAACUUCGCAUCAGGCUGUUUGUAUCCACCGCUUGUCGGCUGGGACAUUCGGCUGCAAGAACGUAAAACGAAUCAGGAACAGAUUCUCCAAGAUUGUGACGCAGAGUUCAUUGGCGUCAGCUGUUCCGGUCAGACCUUCAUUCCCGGGGAAAGUUGCGUGCAAACAGCCUGCAUCGCCGGGGGUUAUCAGGCCGUCCAGUUCACCGAGUCGGCGUGGCUGUACAGCGACCCAGGAUACGUGUACAGCGUCUACGUACAACGGACUCCUGCCGGGAAAUUGGACACUAUCCCGGCAAAAGGAAGCCUCACAAUUGAAGAACGCUUCUCUAACGGGAAAGUCCGACUCCUCGCGAGACUGAAGAACACGACGCAAGGUGACGACGUCAUCGUGCAGUCGUCCAGCAACGAGGUCCACGUGAACUUCGGCUUCGGCGACUUCAACGUGUCUUACGUCGCCUGCUACGGGAGACCGCCCCACGACAGGAAAGUUGGACCGUGUUACCUGGAAGACAACGAGUUGUCCGGCGUGAUCAAGAGCCCCAGCUAUCCGACCUUCUACCCGCUCGAGGCGUAUUGCGAGGCCAAGGUGGACGUCCCGCGCGGGAACGUCAUAAGCUUCAAGGUACAAGACCUGGACCUGUGCGCAUCGCCCAACAACACCGUCACCCUCGUCGACGGGGACGGCCCGGGUGGCGCCCUCCUGGGGACGCUGUCGCCGGGCGACGCUUACGCCAACGAGAGUUUCGUCACUUCCGGUAGGCAAGCGACGGUGCUGUUCGACGCUCGCUGUGACCGGGCCAACGGCAGUCGAGGCUUUCACAUCACGUACGAGGCGGUGCCCGUGCGGGACGCCAACACCACGGGAGGCUCGGCUCUGAGCGACAGGAUCCAAGGACUGGACCAAGGUCCGUGCGGGAAGCCUCUCCUCGCACAACCCGGUGACGCGGCCAACAAUCAAGGCUCCAAAAUUGUUCGAGGCAGCGACGCCAGAGUUGGCGCUCACCCGUGGCAGGUGCUUCUCCGCGAGUCAGACUCGAACGAAGCGUUCUGCGGCGGGAGCCUCAUCAGCCACCGCUGGGUGCUCACGGCGGCCCACUGCUUCGAGAUCUACGGACGCCAUAACGUACGCGUGAUCUUAGGCAAGCACAGCCUCGUCAACGAGGGAGAUCACGAGAUCACGCUCUCCGUCAGGAAGCUGAUUAAACAUUCGGAUUACAACAACAAGACGCUGGACAACGACAUCGCGCUGCUGGAGCUUCGGGCGGCGGUCCAGUACAGUCCCUACGUGACUCCCAUCUGCCUAGGAGACGACCAGUUCAUUGAGGAGGUGGUGUUCAAGGCGAACAAGUCCGUGCUCGGAUUGGCCAGCGGCUGGGGCCGCGUCAACAUUAAGGGACCCCGGCCAGAGAACUUGCAGGAGGUCCGAUUGCCCAUCCUCAAGAAGCAAGUCUGUCUGGACGCUGCCAGCGCCGCUAUCAAAAAAAAGAUCACGGACAACAUGUUUUGCGCGGGGUACGACAACCAGCCGACGGUGCCGGACACCUGCGAAGGCGACAGCGGCGGGCCCUUCGUGGCGCAGCUCGGAGACACCUGGUUCCUGGUGGGCAUCGUGAGCUGGUCCCACAUGGGCAAGUGCGGAGUGCCCGGCAGGUACGGCUACUACACCAAGGUGAACAACUACAACCAGUGGAUCACCAGUACCAUAGCCUCCAGGACCACCCAGUGACGCAAGCCCGCGCUGCCGUGACAGCAAAGACUUCGCUAUGGACUGAGAGCCUUCUCUUGUAACUAAUAGACCGAUGGAUAGAUAGAUGAAUGGAUGAGGGUGAACCCUUUGAAUCGGGCUUCA
Ixodes scapularis (black-legged tick) is the source of this 2052-nucleotide messenger RNA. RefSeq names its product ovochymase-1. NCBI's taxonomy places the organism in Eukaryota, Metazoa, Arthropoda, Arachnida, Ixodida, Ixodidae. The record is from RefSeq and is a predicted model, not a curated record. The transcript has 12 exons. Gene Ontology annotation, molecular function: serine-type endopeptidase activity. Bases 1 to 1929 code for a protein of 642 amino acids. Gene Ontology annotation, biological process: proteolysis.